Molecule: messenger RNA, 1836 nt
Organism: Helianthus annuus (common sunflower)
Lineage: Eukaryota; Viridiplantae; Streptophyta; Magnoliopsida; Asterales; Asteraceae
Product: GRAS family protein RAD1
Exons: 1
Coding region: 5-1672 (555 amino acids)
Biological process (GO): regulation of DNA-templated transcription
Cellular component (GO): nucleus
Molecular function (GO): sequence-specific DNA binding; DNA-binding transcription factor activity
Source: RefSeq, a predicted model, not a curated record
UUUCAUGCAUCCACUUUCUAGUGACCAAAGAUGGAAUAAUCUAAAAGCCGGUGUCAAUGGAGUUGAUUCAAGAUUUAAACUUUGUGGUACAAAGAGAAAGGCAGAGGGAUCGUUUCAUACGGGUACUCCUACAUUUUUGGAAAAUCCAUUCUGUGCCCAUGACAAUGUUCACGCACAUACCAACGUUAAAGAAACAAACUUUGGUCAAGAUCUUUCAAUGUCUCCGUUUUACGACCAAUGUUAUUCAUCUGUUUUAGACAAUCCCGCCUCUUCCCCUUCGAACCUACUUAAACUUUCUAACAAUCCCUUUGGUCAAAGAAAGAUGCAACGGACACUGAGCAUGCCUCAAACCACUGUGGGUGAUAACAGUCUGUUAGAUGGAGUAGAUGUGACCAUCCGUCGUGUUAACAGUACCAAUAGCUUUCCCAAGCUUCGGUUUAGGGACCACGUCUGGACUUACACCCAAAGGUACUUAGCUGCAGAAGCAAUCGAAGAUGCAAUCUUGGAAACCGGACCCACAAAACAUGAGGGAAAUGUGGAUGGGAUGCAUCUUGUUCAGUUACUAAUCUCAUGUGCUGAAGCCGUUGCGUGUCGUGAUAAAGCACAUGCUUCAAAUUUAUUAGUCGAGCUUCGAGCCAAUGCACUUGUUUUCGGUUCAUCUUUCCAGAGGGUGGCAUCUUGCUUUAUGCAGGCACUCACAGACCGGAUAGCGUUGGUGAAACCCCUUGGGGCGGUUGGAUUGGUGACCCCAGCACCAAACUUAAAUUCCAUUGGCUCGGAGAAAAAGGAAGAGGCUUUACGACUAGUUUAUGAAGUUUGUCCUCAUAUUCAGUUUGGUCAUUUUGUUGCUAACUUAACAAUAUUGGAAGCCUUUGAGGGAGAGAAGUUUGUUCAUGUUGUUGACCUUGGGAUGACUCUUGGUUUGCCACAUGGACGUCAAUGGCGUAGCUUGUUAGAGAGCCUGGCUAACCAUCACGGCCAGUCUUUGCGCCGCAUCAGGAUCACUGCAGUUGGACCAUGUGUUAACCGCUUCCAUAUCAUCGGAGACGAGCUGGAGGCUUAUGCGCACGAACUUGGCAUAAACUUGGAAUUUUCACAUGUGGAAAGCAGCUUGGAAACCCUUAAGCCCGAAGACAUUAAAACUUAUGAAAACGAAGUUUUAGUAGUAAACAGCAUUCUCCAACUUCACUGCGUGGUGAAAGAGAGCCGGGGUGCUCUAAACUCGGUUUUAAAAAUAAUCCACGAAUUGUCCCCAAAAGUUUUAGUCCUUGUUGAGCAGGAUUCGAGCCAUAACGGGCCUUUCUUCCUGGGGAGGUUUAUGGAAGCACUGUAUUAUUACUCAGCCAUAUUUGAUGCCCUUGAUGCAAUGCUGCCUAAAUAUGACACUAGAAGAGCAAAAGUUGAACAGUUUUACUUUGCCGAAGAAAUCAAGAAUAUUGUCAGUUGUGAGGGGCCAAGCAGGGUGGAAAGGCAUGAGAGGUUGGACCAAUGGCGGAGGAGGAUGAGCCGGGCAGGGUUCCAGGCUGCACCGGUUAAGUUGGUGGCUCAGGCUAAGCAAUGGCUGGCUGAGCUCAAAGUUUGUGAAGGCUAUACAAUUGUGGAAGAAAAGGGUUCAUUGGUGCUUGGAUGGAAAUCAAAGCCCAUUGUGGCUGCUUCUUGCUGGAAAUGUUAAAUUUUCUUUCCUAUUUGAAUGGUUACAAUGUAACCUUCAGUUAGCGCCAAUUUUAGCGUGUGAGGGCAUUGCUGUUGUGAGUAUGAGAUGAAUAAAGAUUCUGAGUGUGGAUGUGUCCUGAGUGUUGGGAAAAAUAAAAUCUGGUACGAACAUGUUCCAUGAAA